Messenger RNA from Lates calcarifer (barramundi perch), 2770 nucleotides. It is a transcript of the gene zdhhc16b, whose product is annotated as zinc finger DHHC-type palmitoyltransferase 16b. Bases 426 to 1529 code for a protein of 367 amino acids. Gene Ontology annotation, cellular component: Golgi apparatus. The transcript has 10 exons. The record is from RefSeq and is a predicted model, not a curated record. Gene Ontology annotation, molecular function: palmitoyltransferase activity. Gene Ontology annotation, biological process: protein palmitoylation. Lineage: Eukaryota; Metazoa; Chordata; Actinopteri; Centropomidae.
AGGUGCCGCUCGGCCCUUACUUUUCGGGACGAAUAAGAAAAAUAGGAAACCGUUAUCUGAUCUGACUAUCUUAGUAGCAAAUCAACCAAAGUAACUUACAGAAGCUGGAACGACAGUUGACUCCACUUCUUAAAAAUCUUAAAAUGUUUCGCAGCAGCCAGGUUAGCGGACCCAAGAGCGUGAUUUUUUUUAAACCGCUGAGUGAGUCAUCCUGUACAACAGACGAUCCCCGUGUGAACCGCCGUUAGGUGCCGAGUGUUUGCUGCAGUCAGUCAGUCAGUCAGUCAGUAAGGACCUUAGCUAACAGUUAAUCCUGACCAUGACCUGACCGUAGUACUACUGGCUUGUCCACCCCUUUCACCUGACCAGGCAGAGUGUGUCGGAGAGGAGGAGGAGGAGGAGGUGGCGGUGGUGGUGGCGGUGGCAUGCGUAUGGGCAGCAGCUGGAGGUGGCAGCUCUCCCGGGCCAUGCGACUCGCCCUGCGCUGGUGCCGGCUGUGCCGCCCGCAGAGAGGAGGAGGGCGAGGCGGGGGGAACAAACCGUGGAUCAGCGGGAGGUUGUUGGAGCUGUGGAGUUACAGCAAACUGCUGCUCAAGUCGCUGUACUACAACAGCCUCAGCAACUCAGACACCCUGCUGGACUGUGUGUUCGAACCCGUCUACUGGAUUGUGGACAACGUGACCCGCUGGUUUGGAGUGGUGUUUGUCUGUCUGGUCACCCUCCUGACGACCUCAGUCGUAGUCAUCAUCUACCUGUUCAUCCUACCCACGAUCCUCAGCACCUACCCCGUGCACUGGAUCGUCUGGCACCUCUGCUGUGGCCACUGGCUCCUCGUCAUGGUGGUCUUCCAUUACUUCAAGGCCACCACCACCUCUGCAGGACAUCCACCCAAGGACAAUGUUCAUAUUCCCUCGGUGUCCAUCUGUAAGAAGUGUAUCACUCCAAAACCGCCCAGGACACACCACUGUAGCAUCUGCAACAUGUGUGUUUUGAAGAUGGACCACCACUGUCCCUGGUUGAACAACUGCGUCGGCCACUUCAACCAUCGCUACUUCUUCUCCUUCUGCAUCUACAUGACCCUGGGCUGCAUCUACUGCAGCAUCAGCAGCAGGGACCUGUUUGUGGAGGCAUACAACGCUAUAGAGAGUUAUUAUCAGACCCCGUCUCCAGCCUACACCUUCAGUGAAACCACUGCUCACAAGAGUAUCAUCUUCCUCUGGGUACUGACCAGCUCGGUGGCGGUAGCUCUGGGAGGACUCACCCUGUGGCACGCCAUGCUCAUCAGCAGAGGAGAGACCAGCGUCGAGCGCCACAUCAACCGCAAAGAGACCAAAAGACUCAGGGAGAAGGGCAAGGUGUUCAGAAAUCCGUACCAUCAUGGCAGAAUGAACAACUGGAAGUUACUGUUUGGUGUGGAGAGAAGGAGUCACUGGUUCACGCGGGUCCUGUUACCCUCCACCCAUCCUCCCAGUGGGGACGGCAUCAUGUGGGACUGCACCUUCACCAAGAGAGACCCCAUGGCCAUCUGACCCUCAUCUGUUUAUACUCUCCCAUGUCAGAAACUUUUAUCCUGCCUAUAAACAAUAAGCUACAAACAAUUGACGUGGGAAAAGUGACCCUGUAGUGUGAGUACAUGUGGAAAGAACCACUAGCGACUCCUCAAAAAUCCCUCCUCCUCUCAGACUGUCCACCUCCGGCCUGGUACAGUCGGUCUAAUCAUAGACGUCACCACGAGCUGACUUCACCCUGCGACUGCCAUGCUGUUGACUGACUGGAUUUAUUAAAGAUGCUGCUGGCCGGCAUCAUCAUGAAGCCUCUUUACACCGUCCUCUCAACCAUUUGUAAAAACAUGCCGAUGAAUCUUUGUGUAUUUCUUACACUACAGCCUCUUUCAUGAGACACAUGAGGUGCCACAUGUUGCAUUUAUAAACAUCAGCACAUUGUAAAGUGAUACUUCAGCAUAACAGCCAAUGCUCUGACUUCUUGACUGACAUUUCCAGUCUUUUUAGAGAAGUUGAUAAAAUUCUAAACAUAGCACCUUUAAUUACUGACACUGUAUUGAUCACUGACAUAUUUAGUCAGGGAUCUGAGCCUAGACCUUGUCUGCUUUCUCUUUGAUUGUCCAUAAUAACUGUGUUUAUGUUUUAGUCUGAGGACAAAUGCAAGUGUUUCUUAAUGUGGUGGAGGGAAAUCAUGAGAUGAAAAUACAGUUUCAAAUUUCAUUUGAUCUUGUUUGAUAAAUGUCCUGUGAUUAUAUAACUGUCAUUUUCAAAAAUGUACUUUUAAAAGUUUACUACUCUGCAUGCUGACAUUUCAGGUGUGAUAUUUUGUAGUGGUGUUUUGGAGACUGGGGGCUGAUGAGAUUGAGAAUCGCUGGUCUGAUGUUCUGGUGCCAAAGAAGAGCGAAAAACCAAGAGUUUGAUUCACUUCUCUUAAUUUUCUGACUUGAAUCAUUCUAUGUUUAGGUGAAGAAAACAACCCUGCACAACGCUCAGUUCAUGUGUAACAUUUCUGUCUUAGACGCUGAGAAUAAAGAAUUGCUGCGUGCCUUUAAAUCGAGACACUUUAAACGAGUGAUAUGAGGCACUGUGAAUUCCAGAUUUUUACGUUUUUCACUCCAACAUGUUCAUAUCUGUAACUAUGACGAUUGAUGAGUUGGACCUGUAGUUGCCAUAGAAACAUGACGUGAUAUCAGCUGUAACUAAUUGGAGCUGUGCUCCUGUUUGAUUUAUUGUCUUUUUUUAAUAAAACAAGUGUUUGAUAUUUCUCA